Messenger RNA from Paramecium sonneborni, 696 nucleotides. The record is from the annotation of a GenBank genome assembly. Lineage: Eukaryota; Ciliophora; Oligohymenophorea; Peniculida; Parameciidae.
AUGUUACUAUUGUUGAUACUAAUUCAUACAUUCAAUUGUUUAGAUUUAAAAUGUGUCUCUAAUGAUGUGAAUGAAACUUAUACAAGGGGAGAUCAUUUAACAAUAUGUAUUCACUUUAUAGAUAUUAUUAAAUAAAUUGGCAAAAGAUUAGCAUUCGAUGUAAAAGUGGAUCGUUACACUGCAUUGUAUGCUAAGAAUAGUUAUUCAACUUUAAAAGUGGAUGGAUUAACAAAUCAUUCUAUUGCUAUAUAAGUUAAUAAGCAUGCAUUAAUAUCUCCAUAACUGAAUUAUGUCAUAAAUUCAACUAAUGUGUACCCCAUAUACAGUUUAGUUAUUAAUAUGUAAGAUGGAAAUGUUACAGAUCUGAUCUGGGAUAAUGGUUGUUGGGAUUCAAGUAUGGAAUGCUCAGAUUAUAAUGUAACAAAUUCAAAAGGAGAAAUAUUUAGCGAUUCAAAUAAUUAUUAUAAAGAAUGCACUAAAGAAGUAGAUUGCGAUGCCAAAUUUUAUAUCUCGUUUAUUGGAACUGAUGCUUCGGGGAAUUAUAUGGAAAGUGCAGGUAUUUAAUUAUACAAUUAUUUAGGUAAACGUAUUUCAAGAUUCAGAUAGUAUGCUAUAUCAGAUAUGUUUAGUUCAGCUAAAAAUAUAUUUAGUGGUUAUGUUGAUGAGAUUCGUACAUGAAGAAAUUAAUGAUUAUGG